AUGUGGCCAUCACCUUUUUUGCGGUGCUUUGGGUUUGUUGGGCUGAGAUUUGACAACCAUCCACCCAUAGAACCAAACUUUGAACAACAUCCAUGGUAUGUGGUGUAAUAAAUGCAUAUGUUUAGUUGUAAAGUAACGUGGUUCCAGUGCUGCAGUUUACAAGGUCAGGCCACUGCUCAGUCCGAGAUCAAGAUGUGUUUAAUAUUAGGAACCACACAUCGCUCUAUUCCGGUGGUGGUGGGCCCGUGAAUCGGGGUCCUUGGCAUGGCACACUGCCACGGAGUGAGCUAAACACAACUUUUGGAGCAGCCUAAAUAUCUUCACAUCCAUUCCCAAGAUGCGUUUAAAGCUCAAGAGAAUCGCCUCUACGCUUCUCUUCGGACUUUUCUGUUCUGUGAUAACAGCUCUUCAUCUCUCUAGCAAAUCGCCUCAAAAUGGGGAGGCAUCACAGUUUCACAACAACGGCGGCGUGCCACGUCCGAGAGGAGUCAACGACCAGAAAGUUGCCCGUAACUCUCAGCUUAUUCUCCCGGUUGCAGUGGAGGAGGGCCACGGUGAAACACCAGGCCGGAAAGACACUCAUGGUUUCAGACUACAACGGGAGAUGGCAUGGGCUGCUGAUGAUCCACCGGCAGAAAAUAUACAACAGCCAAAUGUCAGCAAUUUUUUCGCGGGAACAGUGAACAAUUCAGCUUCUUUCCAUAGCUCAGCGACAGAGAAAACAACUCAUAACAAGACACAAUUUGUAAUCACUACUUCAGGAAGAAAAAAUAACCAUCAAAAGACUAUUUCCGAGGGGAGAAGUUUUGCAGAGAUAGACAUAAGUGAUAUUUUUAUUGGAAUCAAGACGACAAGUUCGUUCCACAAAAACAGAGUCCAGUUAAUCUUGGAUACUUGGUUACCGUUGGCGAAAGAACAGACAUAUUUCUUUACGGACAAAGAAGACCAUCACUAUCGGCAACUAUUAGGGAAUCACUUGAUUAACACAAAUUGUUCAUCACAACAUUCAAGGAAUGCCUUGUGCUGUAAAGUUGCUUCUAUGUACGACACAUUUUUAAAAUCAGGAAAAAGGUGGUUUUGCCACUUAGAUGAUGAUAAUUACCUCAACGUAAGAAACUUGGUGCUGCUAUUACAAGGUUACGACUAUCAUCAGGACUACUACCUAGGGAGGGCUAGCCUCAAUCAUGCCAUUCAAGCACUCGACAGAGACAGAGGAUAUAUGCAAAUUUCCUUCUGGUUUGCUACUGGCGGUGCUGGCUUCUGCAUCAGCGAGAGCCUGGCUUUAAAAAUGGCCCCCAUGGCAAGUGGAGGCAAGUUUAUGAAUCUAUGCAAUAGAGUUCGUCUACCAGAUGAUGUAUCAAUUGGUUUUCUUGUAGAUGGUCUCCUGAAAGUACCCCUCACAAGAGUAGGGGUGUUCAACUCUCACCUGCAGGGGCUGGGAGGAAUGGAGGAACAGAGACUUCUAAGUCAGGUGACUCUAAGUUACCUCAUUUCACCGUCAAGAAACAACACAAUUACUCUCAAGAAUGCUGCCUUCUCCACACAAGAUGAUCCAACAAGGUUACGAUCUCUACACUGCAAGCUGUAUCCACAGUCAUCCAAGUGUUAAAGUGGUGCUUUUUUAGCUGAAUUCAAAUGGACAAAAAAAGAGUGGCUGAAUAAGACUAGAUACUUCUUGAAUAUCCAUUAAAACUUCAGUAAAGAUGUUCAUUUUACAAAUGUUUUUUUUUUUCUUUAUUUUUUUAUGCAAGUUUGCCCCAAACAAGGCUAAAAGCCA
Messenger RNA from Asterias rubens (European starfish), 1777 nucleotides. Its product is annotated as beta-1,3-N-acetylglucosaminyltransferase radical fringe-like. Gene Ontology annotation, molecular function: O-fucosylpeptide 3-beta-N-acetylglucosaminyltransferase activity. The record is from RefSeq and is a predicted model, not a curated record. The transcript is spliced from 10 exons. NCBI's taxonomy places the organism in Eukaryota, Metazoa, Echinodermata, Asteroidea, Forcipulatida, Asteriidae. Gene Ontology annotation, cellular component: membrane. The coding region runs from base 338 to 1609 and encodes 423 amino acids. Gene Ontology annotation, biological process: regulation of Notch signaling pathway.